Trichoplusia ni (cabbage looper) is the source of this 1282-nucleotide messenger RNA. RefSeq names its product homeobox protein SIX6-like. Bases 13 to 831 code for a protein of 272 amino acids. The transcript has a single exon. Gene Ontology annotation, molecular function: RNA polymerase II cis-regulatory region sequence-specific DNA binding; DNA-binding transcription factor activity, RNA polymerase II-specific. Gene Ontology annotation, cellular component: transcription regulator complex; nucleus. Gene Ontology annotation, biological process: regulation of transcription by RNA polymerase II. The record is from RefSeq and is a predicted model, not a curated record. NCBI's taxonomy places the organism in Eukaryota, Metazoa, Arthropoda, Insecta, Lepidoptera, Noctuidae.
ACACUCGCUCCGAUGCGCGGCUCGUGGGACGAGGCCGCGACGGCGGCGCUGCACGCGCGCAUCCUGGAGGCGCACCGCGGGCCCGCCGCGCCCGAGCGUGCCGCCGAGCCCGCCGCCUGCGCGGAGCCCGCUCCGCAGCAGCUCAGCGUCGAGCUGGCGGCGCCCACUCCGCUGCUGCCGCUGCCGACGCUCUCCUUCAGCGCCGCGCAGGUCGCUACCGUGUGCGAGACGCUCGAGGAAAGCGGCGAUGUGGAGCGACUGGCGCGAUUUCUUUGGUCGCUCCCGGUGGCUCAUCCCAACGUGGCAGAACUCGAGAGAUGUGAAGCUGUACUCCGGGCGAGAGCUGUGGUCGCGUUUCAUGCUGGAAGACAUCGUGAACUGUAUUCGAUACUAGAGCGGCACCGGUUCCAACGUUCAAGCCACGCAAAGUUGCAGGCUUUGUGGCUGGAGGCACACUAUCAAGAAGCUGAGAGGCUAAGAGGAAGGCCGCUCGGCCCCGUGGACAAAUACCGAGUGAGGAAGAAGUUCCCGCUGCCCCGCACCAUCUGGGACGGUGAGCAGAAGACGCACUGCUUCAAGGAGCGCACGCGGUCGCUGCUGCGCGAGUGGUACCUGCAGGACCCGUACCCCAACCCGACCAAGAAGCGCGAGCUGGCGGCGGCGACGGGGCUGACGCCCACGCAGGUCGGCAACUGGUUCAAGAACCGGCGGCAGCGGGACCGAGCCGCUGCCGCUAAGAACCGCUCGGCACUGCUCGGCCAGGGCUUCGCCUCCUCCUCGACGUACGACGAGGACUCGGCCGACUCAGAGAUCAACGUGGACGAGGAGUAGCGUCGGGGACUCUUAGUGUUAAUAAGCGGCGCCGCCGGGCGCGGACGCUCAGUGACUGAUGAUGCAAUAUAGACCACAGUUAUGUAUUAUUCUAGUUAGAUCGCAGAUUCCGUGAUGUAUGUGAUGUUAAGGCAUUGUAAACCAGUUUUUAGGGCGUAAUUAUAUCGUUAAAGUGUAAGCGAGUGCUCGAAGUAUCAGCAUUGGCGUAUCCCAGGUAUGUACCGGGCCUGGCCCCGACUGUAACUCGACUGCACUGAUGACUACUCGUUGUUACGGUGUCACAGGGUUCAUUUCACCAUCAUUUGUGUUUAUACUCCUACUCAGAUCGUUAGCUAAUUUAUUUGAUGCCUUCGCGCGGCUGCGUUAGAUAUGGAUGCGUUUCUGUAAGAAGCAUUUACUUACCUAAAUAUUUAUACAUCCUAACUAUUUUUACCAGUAAAUAUAGAUUUUA